Messenger RNA from Nerophis ophidion (straightnose pipefish), 4011 nucleotides. Its product is annotated as serine/threonine-protein phosphatase with EF-hands 1-like. The record is from RefSeq and is a predicted model, not a curated record. Gene Ontology annotation, cellular component: cytosol; nucleus. NCBI's taxonomy places the organism in Eukaryota, Metazoa, Chordata, Actinopteri, Syngnathiformes, Syngnathidae. The transcript has 19 exons. Gene Ontology annotation, biological process: detection of stimulus involved in sensory perception. The coding region runs from base 252 to 2426 and encodes 724 amino acids. Gene Ontology annotation, molecular function: protein binding; calcium ion binding; protein serine/threonine phosphatase activity.
ACGCGGCACCAUCUUUGUCGCCGCCUACUACACGCCCUUCUCCUUCUCCUUCUUCUCCUCUUUCUUCUUCUUCUUCUUCUUCUUCCUCUUCUUCGUCCACUUGGUUGACUUUGGCGCCAAAUAAAAAGCUGUAUUUGAAGUCCAACAUGGCGGAGAGAAAAGACGCAGCUUAGAAGACGAGCACACCUGAAGACUCAUCAUAAUAAUAACAUGUGACUAUUGGACUGUGCAGGGCCCGCUUGCUGCUCAUCAUGGGAUGUGGCGCCUCUGUUGCCAUAGAAACACACAUGCCGAGAGACCAAGCUGCAAAAACCCCCAGUCCGGCUCUGACAAUGAAGGCAGCGGUUCUGAUCCAAGGCUGGUACCGGCGCUACAUGGCCCGCCUGGAGAUGAGGCGAAGGUACACAUGGAACAUCUUUACCUCUAUCGAGUAUGCGGGCGAGCAGGACCAGCUGCAGCUCUCCGGCUUCUUCAGCUUCAUGCUGGACAACUUCACUCAGCUGCAAGGGUCAGAUCUGAUUUCCCAGCUGUUGGAGCCGGUGGUGGAGCCCUGGCUGGACAGAGAGCUCUUCUAUGACUCCAUCCUGGUCCCAGAGUCCUACGCUGGCCCUCGGCUCUCCUUUCCUCUCUCGGUGUCGGACACCAACGGCCUCCUGAACGCCUUCAAAGAUCAGCAGAGCCUCCAUGCCAGAUAUGUGCUGCAGCUCCUCUACGAGACCAAGAAGCUGCUCCAACACAUGCCCAACAUUGUGCAGCUGUCCACGUCCUACACCAAGGAGAUUACAAUAUGUGGAGAUCUUCAUGGCCGACUUGAUGACCUCCUUCUUAUAUUUUAUAAGAACGGCCUCCCUUCUGCUGAGACACCCUAUGUGUUUAAUGGAGACUUUGUAGACCGAGGGAAAAAGUCCGUGGAGGUGGUGGUCCUCCUGUUUGCCUACCUUCUGCUGUACCCGGACCACAUGCAUCUGAACCGAGGAAACCACGAGGACCACAUCAUGAACCUCAGGUAUGGCUUCACCAAAGAAGUCAUGCAGAAGUACAAGAGCAAUGGACGGGAGAUCCUGCAGCUCUUCCAGGACGUCUUCAGUCUUCUGCCUGUCGCCACGGUGAUAGACGGGAAGGUCCUUGUAGUUCAUGGUGGCAUUUCAGACCAGACGGACCUGGACUUGCUCGGGUCCAUGGACAGACACAAGAUCAAAUCAGCUCUGAGGUUUCCCAGACACAGUUUGGAGCAGCUGGCCGUGCAUCCUUCUUCCAAGCAGCUGAAGAGAAUGAGAUCCACGGACACUUCUGCUGCCACCACAACCCCCCGGCCCCAGCUCAGAAAGAGGCGAUGCGCUCUUAACCGCCAAGACACUUCCUUCUCCUCUUCCUCCUCCUCCUCGUCUUCCUCAUCAUCUUCCUCCCUCUGCUCUCCACCGACUCCCUGCGGCUUCUCUCCCAGCAUGCAUUGCAACAUCCUGCCAGUAUCUCCUUUGCCUGAGCAGGAGGAGCAGGAGUGGAAACAGGUGAGGAGGAGUAGUGUUGAGUGGAAACAGAUGGUGGACAUCCUGUGGAGCGACCCCAGGAGCCAAGAUGGCUGCAGUCCAAACACCUUUCGAGGAGGCGGCUGCUACUUUGGCCCCGACGUGACGCGGUGCCUUCUGCUCCGACACGGCCUGCAGCUGAUGGUGCGCUCCCACCAGUGCAAGCAGGAGGGCUACGAGCUGUGUCACGGUGGACAGGUGAUCACCAUCUUCUCUGCGUCCAACUACUACGAGGAGGGCAGCAACCGCGGGGCCUACGUCAAACUGGGCCGAGACCUGCUGCCACGCUUCUACCAGUACCAAGUCAGCCCCAGCACCCGCAAACUCACGCUCACCCAAAGAGUGUGUGCUGCAGAGGACUCGGCUCUCAGGGCCCUCAAAGAGAAAGUGUUUGCUCAUCGCUCUGACCUCCUGGCAGGAUUCCAGCACUUUGACCAGACCAACACAGGCAGGGUGAGCCUCAGUGAAUGGGCUCAGGUGUUGGAGUCCGUCCUGCGACUGGACCUGCCUUGGAGGACUCUUCGUCCACGUCUGGCUCAGCUGGCCAGCGACGGCAGUGUGGACUAUCAGUCCUGCUUCAAGGACAUGGGACCAGGACUACCGCUGGCCCAGGUGACCCCCGGUCUUGCAGAGACUUUAUUCCGAUACAGGACAGACAUCGAGGUGAUCUUCAACAUUAUCGACAAGGACCACUCAGGUCUGAUUUCCAUGGAGGAGUUCCGUCACACCUGGCGCCUCUUCAGCGCUCACCUGGGCGUGGACGUCACCAACGGAGCCAUCGACGACUUGGCCCGCAGCAUGGACUUCAACAAAGAUGGCAGCAUCGACUUCACCGAGUUCCUGGAGGCCUUCAGAGUGGUGCACAAGUUGGAGGGCAGAGAUGGUCAGAGGAAAGACUGAGAAGACCAGAGAGCAGGAAGGUAAGAGACUCACCAGACCUGACCUGCACAGGUACACACCAAUGAUCUACCUGUCAUUGGCCGGGACGAUUAUCACCACCGACGUUUUGCCAUUUUGAGGCUUUUUUCUCUUUUUAAACUACAGCAGAUACAAUAUCUACACCUGUGAUACUAGUAUUUAGAAUGAAAUACAUCUAGAAUUAAUCAAGUAGAUAGUAAUAAACACUGUCCAUUUUUUUGCAAGGAAAUCCCGAUUUUGUCCUUCUCUCUGCCUUCCUCCAUAACACUAAGAGUGUGGGCUCGUUUAAAGAGCGCCACCAGUUUCAUGUUUGGUCAUUCUAUCAAUUUUAUGGCCAGGAAAUCCAGUUUUUGACCUUCUUUCUACCUUCCUUCGUAACACUCAGUGUGGGCUCAUUUGCAGAGCGCCACCAGUUUCAUGUUCCGUCAUUCAAUCCAUUUUUGGCCAGGAAAUCCAGUUUUGUCCUUCUUUAGUGCCACGAGUUUCAUGUUCCGUCAUGCAAUCCAUUAUUUGCCAGGAAAUCCAGUUUUUGUCCUUCUUUCUGCCUUUGCCCAUAACACUGAGUGUGGGCUCAUUUAAAGAGCGCCACAAGUUUCUUGUUCUGUCAUUCAAUUCAUUUUUUGCCAGUAAAGACAGUUUUUGUCCUUCUCUAGUUCAACAAGUUUCGUCAUUCAAUCCAUUUUUUGCCAGGGAAUCCAGUUUUUGUCCUUCUUUAGCAUCAGAUGUUUGCUAGGAAAACCAGUUUUUGUUGUCCUUUAGCGCCUCAAGUUUCAUGGUCCAUCAUACAAUCUAUUCUUUGCCAGUAAAGACAGUUUUUGUCCUUUUCUCGUUCAACAAGUUUCAUGUUUCGGCAUUCAAUCAAUUUUUUGCCAGGAAAUACAGCUCAUACAUUCUGGAACAUCCAGGAAGAAAUUAUGUUGGCCAUUUUGAAAAAUGUGUCAACUAUAAUCUGGGUGAUUUAUUGAAAUGUUGACAAUAUUUUAGGAGGAAACCUUACAAUGCAUUCAAUCCAUGAAGUGUAUAACAUGGAGUAGAUGAGUUAUUGUGAUGUAGAGAAAUGUCAUUUUCUGACCUAUUUUCCCAGGAGAUCUAUUAUAUUUACAAAUAAAAUAUCGAUGCUCCCCUUAGGACAGGGGUGCCCACACUUUUUCUGCAGGCGAGCUACUUUUCAAUUGACCAACUCGAGGGGAUCUACCUCAUUUAUAUAUAUCAUUUAUAUUUAUUUAUUUAUGAAAGAGACAUUUUUGUAAACAAGUUAAAUGUGUUUAAUGAUAAUACAAGCAUGUGUAACACAUAUAGAUGUCUUUCUUUCACAAAGACAAGAAUAUUAGUUGGUGUAUUACCUGAUUCUGAUGACUUGCAUUGAUUGGAAUCAGACAGUAAUGAUGAUAACGCCCACAUUUUCAAAUGGAGGAGAAAAAACGUUGUCCUUUCUGUACAAUACCACAUGAAAGUGGUUGGUUUUUGGCAUCUAAUUCAUCCAGCUUCCAUACACUUUACAAGAAAAACAUUGGCGGCAAAUUCCGUAGCUUGCUUGAUUGACAUUCACGGCACCCGAGGGUCUUGU